AGCCCUGUCAAACGUCACGAGUGGAGUCAUUAAAGUGAAUAUGCAAGUUAUAGUUUGAAACCAUUAACUAAUCGAUAUUACAAUGGAACUUUCCCAGUUGAUUACUUACAUUAAGACAGCAUUUUUUUGUAUUACAAGUGUUGUGAAAUUUUAUGUUUAAGUAUGACGAAUUAGUAUUAUUAUUUUAUUUCCACUCGUUGAAAGAAGACUCAAAAUAGCCCAAAAUUCACCAUAAAUUAUGCUUUUGUUUUUUUGCCCGGGGUGUCUCGCAUACUAAGUCUUCUCCUUUUAAGGGCAGAAGACAGAUGUCACCACUUGGUUUAAAAAGAUAAAGUAUUUUUCCCGACAUUGACACAGUUUCCUGUAGUUUUUGCACAUGAUUGACACACGAAUGAUGUCCAAACAGGAUAAAUUCUGCUCACUUCCUGCAGCUUGUCACUACUCUCCACCCAGCGUUAUUGUGAGAAAGCUGCUCAGUGAGAGAUAUCCAGAUGUGACAGGAGUUUAUGAAUGCAGUGACUGGAAUGUCUCUGAUAUGACUGCAAACAAGUCACGAAUGAGUGUUUAUAGGGAUGACUCACAUACACAUCACUGUGGUAUACUGAUGAAACUCACAACUGCUGACACAUUUCGAGAGCAGAGGAAGAUAGGAUUUAACAAAAAGUCUCAAUCCACCGCUUGGCUAGAAAACAAUGAUUUCCAUCUACAUGUUUUUGAGACGCUCUGUCUCCGUCUUUCUCUUCCUCUCUGUGUUCAAUCAGAGUAUGUGGACGUUAUGGGCGUGGACAUGAUGAGGAGGCCGGAUGAGAGCAACAAGAUACAGCACCACACCAUGUUGUUCAACUCUGACAAUCUCAUCGUCCGUCGAGGACAAGAGUUCCAGGUCAAGAUCGAGUUCAACCGUCCCUACAAACCCGCUACAGACAAGUUCGCUGUGGAGUUUGUCAUCGGCUCCAGCCCUCAGUACAGCAAGGGCACCUAUAUGCCUGUCUUCACCACCAAGGAGCGUCAAAGCUCCUGGGAAGGCCGCAUCACAGCCACCGCCGACAACACGGUCACCAUGGGCGUCACCCCCGCGGCAAACUGCAUUGUGGGGAAGUACCACAUGUACAUCGCUGUGAUGACGCCCUUCGGCAUCCGCAGGACCAGACGGGACAACAGCCGAGACCUCUACAUCCUCUUCAAUCCCUGGGCGUCGGAUGAUGCUGUGUUUCUGGAUGAUGAGACUGAGAGGCAGGAGUGUGUGAUGACUGAGAUGGGGAUCAUCUACCACGGCGCCAACGACGACGUCGCUGAGAGAAGCUGGAACUAUGGACAGUUUAACUUUGGAGUCCUGGAUGCCUGUCUGUACAUCAUGGACCGGGCUGACAUGCCCAUCCCCAACAGAGGAGACCCCAUCAGGGUGACCAGAAAGGCUUCUGCUAUGCUGAACUCUCGUGAUGACGAGGGCGUGCUGGUGGGGAACUGGAGCGGCGACUACACCUACGGAGUGGCGCCCACUUCCUGGACCGGCAGCACAGACAUCCUGCUCACCUACGCCAGCAGCAAGAUGCCCGUUUGCUACGCUCAGUGCUGGGUCUACGCCGCCGUCUUCAACACCUUCCUGCGCUGUCUGGGAAUCCCAUCGCGGGUCGUCACCAACUUCUUCUCCGCUCACGACAACGAUGGAAACCUGAGGACCGACAUCAUCCUGGAUGACAACGGCAGGAUUGACCGCAACCGCACCAAAGACUCUGUCUGGAACUAUCACUGCUGGAAUGAGUGCUACAUGUCCAGACCAGACCUCCCAACUGGCUUUGGAGGCUGGCAGAUUGUGGAUGCAACACCACAGGAGACCAGCGAUGGCAUGUACAGAUGUGGUCCUGCAUCAGUCCAGGCCAUAAAACAUGGGCAGAUAUGCUUCCCAUUUGAUGCUGCCUUUGUGUUUGCUGAGGUCAACAGCGAUGUGGUGUUUUACAGCCGGAGUAAAGACGGGGCCAUGGAGCCCGUCAAGGUGAACCGGACUCAUAUAGGCCGCAGGAUUUUGACCAAGACUCCAGGAGACAUGACCCGUCGAGACAUCACCGAACAAUACAAGUUUCCCGAAGGCAGCACAGAGGAGCGGACCAUCCUGGAGAAAGCGGAGGAGUACGGCUGUCAACGAGAGAAGUCCGACCUUCCUGUGGCUGACGUGGACCUGGUCCUGCCCACCCUGGAGGUCAGCGUGGGCGACAACUUCGAGCUGAGCCUGGAGUUCAUAAACAGCAGCGACCAGACCCGCACCGUGGACGCCUACAUCAGCGGCAGCGUGGUGUAUUACACCGGAGUCACCAGCUCCGAGUUCCUGUUCAGGAAUCCCACGGUGACGAUUGAACCCAACAAAAGUGUGAAGGAGUCGGUGACGGUCGACUCAAAGAAAUACAUGCAGAGUCUCGUGGAACAGGCCAACCUCCACUUCAUCGCCACUGGGAAGGUCAAGGAGACCGGCCAGAUCGUCACCGCCAUGAAAGUCGUCACCCUGCACAAUCCCAAACUCACCGUCACGGUGUCCGACGGCGGUAAAGUGAAUGAAGAGAUGACGGCGACUGUGGAGUUUACGAACCCCUUCACCUUCAGCCUGGAGGGCGUCUACAUUCGUAUGGAGGGACCUGGGAUCAUGCUGCCCAUGUCCAAGUAUUACAGCCUGAUCACAGGAGGCUCCUCUCUGACCUGGAGCGAGUUUUUCAUCCCGCAGAGGGCCGGCAGCAGCAGGCUGAUCGCUUCUCUGGACUGUCCUGCUCUCAGGCAGGUCUACGGCACGGCGUCCGUCACCAUCGAGCCCUGAAGGAUCACUGACGCCAGACAACAUUCAACUCACUUAAAAGAUAUAAACCUAUAACAUAGUUACGUAACGGUAGGUUUACAACAGCUUAACAGGUGUUGCUUCAGCAUUUAUGAUAAGAAUAGGAAGAAGUUUUAGUCAUAAGAAAAAAGAUCUUUGAUCUACAAAAUACAGAUUUUGUUUUUUUAAAGUGCAAGCAUGAUGAAUAUUUUGGCAGUUAAAGGAACAGUGUGUAGCAUUUAGGGGGCUCUGUUGGCAUAUUGUCUUUUGUGUAUAAUCACAAGAGAAGUUCCAGUUGCUAGAUGAGGCCAAAUACUGCAAACAAUUGAUCCAAAAGCUUAAUUGAUAUUCUCUUUAUUUGUGGUGGAAAAACGUACAUUGAUGAUUACUACUUCCUUUCUUUUUAGUUUAUUAAUUUUAACUCAAAAAUACACCAGUACACUGUGAGUACAGCUGUGUUUGACAUCACUCCCUCAUUUAAUCAUUCAAUACUCCUGAUAAGGGCAAUAAAGACCUUCCAUAUUUUACUCUAGUGAAGUGGUAAACAGAGAUUUCUGACAAUAAUAAAUGAUCCAUCUUCCAUUGAUUAAAGUUUCUGCUCUUUCCACCUUUUUAAUAUCAAGCUAGAAAUUCUGUUUCUUCCCAUUUUUCUUUGUACAAGAACAUGUGCAAAUAUCAACCAAAUAAAAGAUUGAUAACUGCA
Anarrhichthys ocellatus (wolf-eel) is the source of this 3503-nucleotide messenger RNA. RefSeq names its product coagulation factor XIII, A1 polypeptide b (gene f13a1b). Gene Ontology annotation, molecular function: protein-glutamine gamma-glutamyltransferase activity. Bases 377 to 2803 code for a protein of 808 amino acids. NCBI's taxonomy places the organism in Eukaryota, Metazoa, Chordata, Actinopteri, Perciformes, Anarhichadidae. The record is from RefSeq and is a predicted model, not a curated record. Gene Ontology annotation, biological process: blood coagulation, fibrin clot formation; peptide cross-linking. The transcript is spliced from 13 exons.